This is a messenger RNA of Blepharisma stoltei, 969 nucleotides long. The record is from the annotation of a GenBank genome assembly. Lineage: Eukaryota; Ciliophora; Heterotrichea; Heterotrichida; Blepharismidae.
AUGGGAAACAGCUGUGGCUGCUUUGGAGAUGGCUCAAAAAAUGAAGCGCACCCAGAUAUGGAAAUCGUUAAUUUAUCUAGUGAGCGAAAACGCGAAAAGUCUCUCAAAGAAAGUGAGCUCCCAGGCUCAGUUCUUACAAAUCCUCUCACUGAAGACACAUCUAAGAAGCUUUUUUUAGACUACUACUCCUCUGCAAGCGAAAAAGCAAGAGCUGCUGAAUCUAGGCUAGGCCAAUAUCAGUUUAAAUCUGACGAUAAUUGCUUAGACGACCUUGGCCCUCCUAUUCGAUCUAAAGAAGGAUGAACUUAUAUUGGUCAGCUUGAUCAAUUUGGCAAGAAAUCAGGCAGAGGCAUUUUUCUAUGGGAAGAUGGGUCAAAAUACGUAGGUUACUGAAAAGAUGAUAGAGCUAAUGGCCAUGGUAGACUGAUUCACGCAGAUGGAGAUGUAUAUGAAGGAGAAUGAAAAAAUGAUAAAGCCCAUGGAAGAGGAAAAUACAUUCACUUCCAUGGUGCAACCUAUGAAGGAUCAUGGGUUGAUGACAAACAAGAAGGCUAUGGCGUCGAGACCUGGACUGAUGGAGCUUAUUACUGCGGAAAUUACCUUAACGGUCUAAAGCAUGGAUAUGGAGAAUUCCAUUGAGCUGAAAAUUCUGUAUAUAAAGGCGAAUUCUUCUAUAACAACAUACAUGGUAGAGGAAUUUAUACAUGGGAAGAUGGAAAAGUCUAUGAAGGAGAAUGAAGGGAUAACAAAAUGCAUGGCAGCGGUAAAUUCACAUGGCCUGACGGAAGAGUUUAUAGGGGAGAAUAUGUGAACGAUAAGAAGGAAGGGUACGGAGAAUUCGAAUGGCCGAGUGGAAAGAAAUACAUGGGAUAUUGGAAAAAUGGAAAGCAGCAUGGCAAAGGGACAUACAUUGGAAGUAGAGGAGAACGAAUUGAAGGAGAGUGGAUAAAUGGAAAGUUAGUUGAAUAG